CAAAGAGAGGACGAGCCUUGACACCGAGAUAAAGCGCUUCAUUGCCAAAAAAGCUGAUCUCCUUUUUGCUCACUCGUGGAGACCCAACGGGCCUCUCUCCGAAACGAUUGAAGAAAAUGAAGACUAUUACGCUGUUAUGCCACCCCUGGAACGGUUCAUGGAGGUUCCCAGGGAAGAGAGGAGAGAAUUAUUUUUUCAAGACAUCGACCGUGGUGAUAUUGUGAUUGGGAAGAUUACUUCUAUUCGUGAAUUUGGCUUUUUCAUGGUGCUGAUUUGUCUGGGAAGUCGUUUCAUACGGGAAAUUUCAGAUUUAGAAAUCACCGCUCUUUGUCCUUUGAGAGAUGUGCCUUCUCAAAGCAACCAUGGAGAUCCCUUAUCUUAUUAUCAAACUGGAGACCUUAUUCGAGCUGCUGUCAAGGAUGUUGAUCGUUACCACGAGAAGCUCACGGUGUCACUUUACAGCUCGGCUCUUCCACCCCAUUUGUGCAGUACAAAACUAGGCGUAAUUACGUCCGAUGACUUCCCACUACAUUAUAAGCGAAGCAUGGAAGUUGCUAAUACAGCAGAGACAUUUGAAGAGGUUUUGCAUCGUUCCCCAGGAUUUGGUAAUCCAUCAUUAGUUGAAUAUUUAGCAGAAAAACUAGGAAUAAGUGAAUCAAAUCCCCCGUCUUUGCUAAGAAGUCUUCAAAUUAAAAAUUUCAAUGAGGAAGAUUUUGCCCCUGCAUUGAGGAAAAAGCAGUCUGAAUCGUGGGCCUUGAAAUGUGUGAAGGCUGGGGUUGAUUAUUUUAAGGUUGGGCGCCAUGUGGAAGCCAUGAAUGAGUACAACAAAGCUUUGGAAAUUGAUCCACAGAAUGUUGAAGCUUUGGUAGCACGUGGAGCUCUGUAUGCAACAAAAGGAAGUCUGAACAAAGCCAUAGGUGACUUUGAAAUUGCUUUAGAAAACUGUCCUACCCAUAGAAAUGCAAGAAAAUACCUCUGUCAGACUCUUGUGGAAAGAGGCAGGCAGUUGGAAGAGGAAGACAAACUAGUAAACGCUGAGAGUUACUAUAAGAAAGCCUUAAGUUUGGAUGAGACUUUUCAGGAAGCAGAAGAGGCCUUAACGAAACUCCGUAAACAUAUGCAGAAAUCUUUGGAAAUGAGGGAGAAACAAGCUGCCAAAGAAGAAAGACAUAAAGAAAAGAAAGUAGAAACAAGUGCAGAAAAAUUGCGUAAGCUCUUAAAAGAAGAAAAAAGGUUGAAGAAGAAAAGGAAAGUUUCAACUUCCUCCUCUUCCUCAUCAUCAUCAAGUGAUUCUUCAUCAGAUGUAUCAAUUUCUUCUUCCUCCUCUUCCUCUGAUCACAAGAAACGUAGGAAAAAGCGUCGGAAUAGAUCUGAGUCUGCCCAUAGCUCAAAAAAAUGCUCAUCUAGAGUUUCUUCCCAUUACAAAGAUCAGAUUAGGAAAGAGGAGUGUUACUCACCUCCAGCUGAUACCUCUGCUUCCUUUCUUAACCAAAGUUUUGAAGUGGAGAAACUGCUGGAAAGGCAGGACAGCUUAGCAUGUCCAAAAACAGAGGUAAAAGAGAAAGACAGACACCAUUCUUUUUCAAGGACUUCAGGUGAUGAUGAAGACACUUUUGGAGGUAGGUCUGAAGCUUCAAGAGAUUCUUACAGUAGCUCCAGAACACUGCCAAGCAGUAGCAAAACUGAAAAAUAUGGUAAAACAGAUCGAUUUUUCUGCAGUUGGAGGGGUUCCUCAGGUUCAUAUCAUAAGUCAUAUGAUAAACCCAGUAUGCAUUAUUUUAGAAGAUCGGAAAGGGAUGUAGAGGGGAGAAAAGAGCCAUUUAAAAAACAUGGCGCAGGUUACGACAGGUAUUACGUGUCUCCAGCAGGGUCUAACUAUUCUGGGAAAUCGGCAGGAAAAUACAGAUCAUAUUCUAGCACCUGCUCCCGUGAAGGUGAUAAAAGUUGUGAAAGCGAUAGGCAUGUAUUAAGUAAACAUAAAAAUGAAAGUGAGUAUAAGAGUAGGAAAAGAAGUUCUGAGGAGACUAGCAAAACAGAGGAACCAGAUGAGGAAAUGUCUUUAAAUGGCACAGAGCAAGCAGACAGUGGCAUUAAAAGAAACCUGCCUCAGAACCUAGUUAACAUAUUCAAUCAGAUAGCUGAGUUUGAGAGGGAGAAAGGAAGUAAGCAGAAGAAAGAGUGA
Molecule: messenger RNA, 2182 nt
Organism: Nestor notabilis (Kea)
Lineage: Eukaryota; Metazoa; Chordata; Aves; Psittaciformes; Psittacidae
Gene: TTC14
Product: tetratricopeptide repeat domain 14
Exons: 11
Molecular function (GO): protein binding; nucleic acid binding
Source: RefSeq, a predicted model, not a curated record